AUUGCAGGGCUGCAAUCCCUGUUUUUUUUCUCCCUCCCUCCCUGAGAAAUACCAGAAAACACAAGGUCUGUGGAGACCACAUUGUUUGGCUGUUUUUUAGCUGGAAACUCCUCCCUUUAUCACAUGGGAAAGGGGGUAAGGUUCAAGUAAUAGCAUGUGUACCCCACUAUGUGUUUAACGAGGACCGGUUUGGUUCCCUGGAUGGAUGUUGGCACGAUCUCCAGCUAACUUGGUUCAGCACCAUGACCGAUGGAGACUAUGACUAUCUUAUCAAGCUUCUGGCCUUAGGGGACUCAGGUGUGGGGAAGACCACGUUCCUUUAUAGAUACACUGACAACAAGUUCAACCGCAAGUUCGCCACCACAGUUGGGAUUGAUUUCCGGGAAAAGAGAGUGAUGUACAUGGGAACAGGCUCUGGCGGGACCACAGAGAGAAGUUUUUCUGUUCACCUGCAGCUUUGGGACACAGCUGGGCAGGAGAGGUUUAGGAGUCUUACCACGGCCUUCUUCAGAGAUGCUAUGGGCUUCCUGCUGAUGUUUGACUUGACCAAUCAGCAGAGUUUCCUCAAUGUCCGAAACUGGAUGAGUCAGUUGCAGGCCAACGCCUACUGUGACAGUCCAGAUAUAGUGUUAGUUGGCACCAAAGCAGAUCUUCAAGACCAAAGAGAUGUAAAUGGACGCCAAGUUAGAGAUCUGGCAGACAGAUAUGGCAUCCCCUACUUUGAGACUAGCGCGGCCACGGGUGCUGACGUGGACAAGGCGGUGACCAGCCUGCUGGAGCUGGUUAUGAGGCGCAUGGAGCAGGGCAGCGAGGGGGCUGGGGCCUCGUCUGACGCCCCCAACGGGAGCUCAGUCACCAGCCAUCAAGAGGAGGUAGCCCCACAGAGAAAAUGUGCCUGCUGAAAUGUUACCCUGAGUUGCUCUCUUCUCCAAAUGCCCAUGCAGUACACAUUGUCUAUAUACAGAGUAUUCUAGAGAGCUUCCCGGUUAUCAAGUUUAGUUGUGUGUAAAAGGUUGGCCCGUGCAGAUUUAUCUAUGAACAUGGUGUCAUAUGUAUACAGUUUGAAUAAAGUGAAUGUAUAUUUGGAUUUGGAGAUGCUUCACAGUUAACAUUUUUAUCCACAACUUGUAAUUAGGACAUGCUACGUGUUUUAAGGAUAAUGUUGAAGAAGAUCAGUAGGAUUCUCAAAAAUAGAGUCGGACACAAAAUAUCUUUCAAAAGGCAAGGUGGCUUGAUGGUAUAUUCAGCACGGCAGCAUUGGUACAUGGAAGGUUCAAAAGGCAUUCCUACUUCGUUGGACAUUUUAUUAUAUAGACAGAUAUGAGGAACAAUCCCCUGCCCUGCCUGCUACAAUUUCAAAACCUUCUAGAAGGUUCUUUAACCUGUUCAUCUCCACCCCAAACCUGCGUUCGCAUCCCUGGCUCUUAAAGUGUUGAUGCACUCUCUUCACCCCAGAAGCCCCCACUUAUACAUGUUCUAGUUUCUUCUCAACUGUAGUUCACCUCAGCUCUCAGUCUCCAUCCUCUCAUGCUUAACCCAUUCCUCUAUCUUCAAUCUCCCCUUCUCUGGCUCCUGCUCUAUGGGUUUCUCCUUCUAAACUUUGGCAAGUUUAGAAGGACAACUUUGUUUUGCUAUUGAGACACUCGCACACACCAGUCUCCCCUAAUGCUGACUCACACUUGCCCCCCUUUCUACUCACUGUUAUAGGGAGCCUUGCCUGUCACUUUUGAGACAUGACUUUGGUCCUUUAAGGUACUUAUAGCUCUAAAGUCCUGACCUUCUGAUUGUUUACAGCUGUAAGCUAUCUGCACCCCCCCCCCUCAUCCAUGCUAGACAAUCUCGUUGAUUUCUGUUGAUUUUUGAACUCUUUGUUAUGCAAGUUCUUACUCAUAACAGGCCACACUUCCUCCAAACACACACUCGUUCCCAUCCUCAAGCCUGUUCUUUGGUGUAAUUCUUACUGCGUAGGUCUCAAUAUCUUUCUUAGGCCCCCUGACCUGACCCCUGUAUACCUCACCGGUUGCCACCCUGCACAAUAAUUGAGAUUCCACAACAAUACCAAGACUUGAAUAUUGAAGGAAAAAAAAAAUGUUUUUAUUUGAAACAUUGAGACAUGAUGGGAGGACAACGCAGGCACAUUCGUACAUGUAUCACUGAAUAUAAUCUGACAUUUAUGCAAGUCAUUCAGAGUUAUUGUUAAAUUUUUAUACAUAAAUGAGAUAACUUGAUGAUAAUGUUAGAUUAGCCAAACAUGACAAAGUCCCUUACAUAAAUCAUUAAUUUUGUAUGAAUAUAUUGACUGCUACUAUUGAUUAUUUAUGGAACUUAAUUGUCAUGCACAUAGAGUAGGUAAAGUAAGAAAAAAGUUCCAAGACCAUGAAUUAACCUGUAAUAUCUAUAUACUUAAAUACUUAUUUAAGUAUAUGUGAAAAAUCUAUUGUUCUUACAUACGAACAUUCCGAGAGUAAAUGCUAUAAAUUGAAAUGCUGAAACAGAAUUUUGAAUAAAGUUACUGUCAGUA
Hypomesus transpacificus is the source of this 2521-nucleotide messenger RNA. Its product is annotated as ras-related protein Rab-27B-like. Lineage: Eukaryota; Metazoa; Chordata; Actinopteri; Osmeriformes; Osmeridae. Gene Ontology annotation, cellular component: secretory granule; melanosome. The coding region runs from base 243 to 902 and encodes 219 amino acids. Gene Ontology annotation, biological process: melanosome transport; positive regulation of exocytosis. Gene Ontology annotation, molecular function: GTPase activity; GTP binding. The transcript has 6 exons. The record is from RefSeq and is a predicted model, not a curated record.